AUGUACGAGGGGAUUUUCCACUACUCUCCUAUACCUCUGCUAGUGGAAGCCUGCUGUAUAUACGCGUUGGUAGUCGUUUGUCUCAGUUUGACGGUCGGCACGCACAUUUUUCAGUUAAACCAAGUCGGCGCAACGUUUAGCACGUUUCGCGUGCAGUUUUUGGCGCAAUGUUUACUUGGAUUACCAGACCCAUUAGACCGGCUACUUGAGUGCUUAAUCACGGAGUCAAGGAGCGAAGCCGGUAAAGGUCGGUAG
Molecule: messenger RNA, 255 nt
Organism: Acanthoscelides obtectus
Lineage: Eukaryota; Metazoa; Arthropoda; Insecta; Coleoptera; Chrysomelidae
Source: the annotation of a GenBank genome assembly